AUGUCAAGUGUUUGCUUUUGGGCUAUUCUUUCUGCAGACAACUUUCGAUUUAUUUAUGUAUCUGAUACCACUAGAAGAUCCCAUAUUAAAGAUAGAAUCCUCAACCAUUCCUUGUUGAAUUUCAUUCAUCCUGAGGAGCUUCCUUUGGCCAAAGCUGAUUUGCUUCAUUUUAUGAAGAUAAAAACUUUGGCUAGUGCAGUAACGAGAUGUCGAUUGAAUAAAAUAACAGAGGAACAUAAUCAAGAGUGGAUAAUGACAGAUAUCAUCAUGUAUCCAGCUACAUCUAGAACGUUGUUGACCUUUUUUCAUGAUUGUCAUCAAGAAACAUGCUAUGAUUAUAGAGAAUUUUAUUAUAAUGUGAACGAGAUGAAACAAUCUAUAGAAAACUACAUGGCGCCUACCUUAUUGGACCACUUGUUUCGAGUCUUUCAGAUCUAUGACAAUUCAACAUAUCAACUACUUGCAUCGUGGCCACUCCCUGUAGAUCAUUUGAAGUGCAUCAUGCAGACACCAGAUAAAUUACAUCAUCCCUUAUACAGUCAAGAGGCACAAAGGCAGUUCAUUGAGGACGUAUCCAGGUUGACUCAGAACAUGACCGUGAAAGAGAUCAAUUCUGGGCAUCUAUUACAACCGAGACUUGGAUGCUGUCAACAUAUUUUUUCAAAUUCAACAGUGACAUUGGAUCCAUUAGGUCAAUGUGAUGUAGAGAGUAUCAUCAUCUAUUUUGGUCCCAUCGUAUUUGCUACUUUUCAAGUUACCCCGGUACAUCCUCAAAGUUAUCACCGUCCAGCAAGUAUACAGAGCGAGUUUAGACGAAUGCCUAGAAUUCAUGAACUCCUGAACGAUCAGAUAUUACUAAUACCGCCCAAGGCGCCAAAAGUAGAUGAUAAUACUAUACAACAACAGUUGGUGUCAUCCCAUGGCAGAAUAGGGGCAAAUAAUGACAGUGAUACUAGUGACAGAAGCAAUAUUAAUAUGGAAAGUAGUGGUGGCAGUAGUAUUAGUAACAGUAAAGACAAUAAUAACCAUGAUAAAUUGUCAGCAUUCAAAACAUGGAAAGGCAGAUUUAUUGUUCGAGAGAAAAAGUGUGAAUACUGUCAAGUAUCGACUAGCCCUGAGUGGCGUAGAGGCCCGAGUGGUCAUAAAACUUUAUGUAAUGCAUGUGGUCUUCGCUAUGCUAGGUUAGUAGCAAAACAAGAAAAGCAGCAACACAUUUCAAACAAUGAUGAACUCGUCCGUUUGUCAAAUCCACAAAAGAAAAAGAAGUUGUAA
This is a messenger RNA of Rhizopus microsporus ATCC 52813, 1272 nucleotides long. RefSeq lists its product as uncharacterized. The coding region runs from base 1 to 1272 and encodes 423 amino acids. The record is from RefSeq and is a predicted model, not a curated record. Gene Ontology annotation, molecular function: sequence-specific DNA binding; zinc ion binding. Gene Ontology annotation, biological process: regulation of DNA-templated transcription. The transcript has 7 exons. NCBI's taxonomy places the organism in Eukaryota, Fungi, Mucoromycota, Mucoromycetes, Mucorales, Rhizopodaceae.